AUGCUCUUCCGCGCCAACGCAGUCGCAACGGCACACAUCAUCGCCCCUCGCCUCGCGCUUUUGCUCCCAGUCUCGCGGACUGCCUUGCUCCUUCCAUCGUCCCGCCGCUCGCUAUCUUCGUCAGGUGCUCCUUCCAACGUCAAGAUGACCACCGACUCGUACCCACUUCAGCCAUCCGAGCCGGUUGAUCCGUUUCACGGCCCUUCCAAGACGCAGAAACCCAUCAACGUCCAACUCAACGGCGGCUCCAGCCUGCCAUCGGCCUCCUCCCGCCAGAGCGCCAAGACCGCACCUCUGCUUCCCGCCUCGCCUCCCACCGGCCGCAUCGACAAUGCCAAGAAACAGCGGCUGCUCGCGCGCGACUUCCGCUCCGACACCAUCACCGCCCCGACCGAGUCCAUGAUCCGCGCCAUGGCCGAGGCCUCGCGAGGCGACGACGUCUACGGUGAAGACGAGACCACCAACUCGUUCCAGGCCGAGAUCGCCGCGCUCACAGGCAAGGAGUCCGCCAUCUUUGUCCCCUCGGGCACGCUCUCCAACCAGCUCGCACUCCGCACCCACCUCCACCAGCCGCCUCACACCAUCCUCUGCGACACCCGCGCCCACAUCCACCGCUACGAGGCCGGCGGUAUCGCCUUCCACUGCGGCGCCUCCACCGAGAUCGUCGCUCCCUCCAACGGUCACCAUCUCCGCUGGGACGAGGACAUCAAGCCCAACCUCAACCUCAGCGACGACAUCCACUUUUCGCCCACCCGCAUCAUCUCGCUCGAAAACACGCUCAACGGCACCAUCUUGCCGCAGGACGAGAUCAUCAAGAUCUCCACCGAGGCGCGCAAGCUCGGACUCAUCAUGCACCUCGACGGCGCGCGCAUCUGGAACGUCGCCGCAGAGACGGGUCUGUCGCUCAGGGAGCUCUGCGACCCCUUUGACACCGUCUCGCUCUGCCUCUCCAAGGGGCUCGGUGCGCCCAUCGGCAGCAUCCUCGUCGGACCCGCGCAGUUCAUCAAAAAGGUGCGCCACUUCCGAAAGCUCUACGGUGCCGGUGUGCGCCAAGUCGGCCCGCUCGUGGCGGCGGCGCGUGUGGGUGUGCUCGAGAACUUCCCGAAGCUCAACGCCACCCACCAGCUGGCGCGCUACGCCGGUCGCGAGCUCGAGAAGCUCGGCGUGAGGCUCACGGCGCCCGUCGAGACGAGCAUGGUCUUCCUCGACACGUCGUCCAUCGACAUCCCCAUCCCCGAGCUCGUCGCGCGCGCCGCGGCGCUGCCCCAGCCCAUCAAGCUCGGUGGCGGCCGCAUGGUGGUGCACUACCAGAUCGAGAAGCAGGCCAUCGAUGACCUGCUCGACCUCAUCCGCCAGAUGAAGCAGGAGAAGAAGGAUGGCACUGGUCCCGUCACCGUCGCCACAGGCGGUGCUGGGCUUUACUCGAGCAGCAUGAACAGCGGCAGCAAUGGCGCAGGCCACGUACGUUCGAGCAGCAUCGAGAACCGCGGACUGGUGUUCCAGACCAUCGGCACGUCGUCGCGCAAGCCGUCGGACGACAUGCGCCACAGCGUCUCGCUCGUGCUUCCCUUCCCCGACCGCGAGUCGGCACUCACGCUGCAAAAGUCGAUCGCCGUCGAUCGCGAGCUCAAGCCCAAGGAGGUGCGCAAGGAGUUCACCAUCCUCAACCCGUCGUCGCCACGCCCCGAGAACGAGACCGCCUAUGUCGAAAUGGGCGUCAAGAUCUUCGCCACCACCGUGAGACAGCUGAGGCUCAGCGUCAACGCCUUCCUCGAAGACGCCGCGCUCAUCUGCAGGACAAUGGCCGAAUUCGACCCGCUCACAAAGCAGAUUGACGAGGCGCGCAAGAUUCAGCUCGAACGCGAACUCGAGCAAGGCUCCACCGGUAUCGCUGGUUGA
This is a messenger RNA of Moesziomyces antarcticus, 1899 nucleotides long. RefSeq names its product threonine aldolase. Gene Ontology annotation, cellular component: cytosol. The transcript has a single exon. Lineage: Eukaryota; Fungi; Basidiomycota; Ustilaginomycetes; Ustilaginales; Ustilaginaceae. The record is from RefSeq and is a predicted model, not a curated record. Gene Ontology annotation, molecular function: L-allo-threonine aldolase activity. Gene Ontology annotation, biological process: glycine biosynthetic process; L-threonine catabolic process. Bases 1 to 1899 code for a protein of 632 amino acids.